AUGCCGGUCUUCUUGGAGGGCUACGGGGAGAGCGAGGGAAUCUACAAGAUCGCUGCUGGGUUGAGGGGUUAUUUGGGCGGGGGCCGGAAGAAGGGGCCGAGUUCAGGCAGCGAAGAGGAGGGGCAGGAGGUGAUCGGUCCGCGCUCAGUGGUCGUGGUCUCCGACCCGGUGAUCGUGAAGCGGAUCCUCACCAGCUCACCGGUGGGGGGUGCAACGUCGGGGUGCAACGUGGGCGACGGCGCG
Durusdinium trenchii is the source of this 243-nucleotide messenger RNA. Lineage: Eukaryota; Dinophyceae; Suessiales; Symbiodiniaceae. The record is from the annotation of a GenBank genome assembly.